Planococcus citri (citrus mealybug) is the source of this 2897-nucleotide messenger RNA. Its product is annotated as cationic amino acid transporter 2-like. Gene Ontology annotation, cellular component: plasma membrane. The transcript is spliced from 14 exons. The record is from RefSeq and is a predicted model, not a curated record. Gene Ontology annotation, biological process: L-arginine import across plasma membrane; L-ornithine transmembrane transport. Gene Ontology annotation, molecular function: L-ornithine transmembrane transporter activity; L-arginine transmembrane transporter activity; L-lysine transmembrane transporter activity. Lineage: Eukaryota; Metazoa; Arthropoda; Insecta; Hemiptera; Pseudococcidae. Bases 977 to 2737 code for a protein of 586 amino acids.
UUUUCGCUGUCCUUGAUAUGCACAAUGACUAAUUCAAAUUAUCAGUUUCAUUUAUGUAUGUAGGUACUUACUUACUCCUAAAUAAAAAACUCAUGCUCAACUGUGUAAGUAUCUCUCUGUACAUAUUAAUGUAGCUAGCUGUAGACUACCUAUCCUAUCUAUUUGCAGAGGUAUCUUUCUAAUACUUACAUUUUUAUACAUAUAUUUUUGUUGGUAAAAAUAAAUUAAAUUCAACAUUUUUUGAAUAUGGAAUGAUCAGAGUAAUUAGUUUCCUCCUCAUGAAACUUCGAAAUUAAAAAAAAUCAGAAUCGCAUACGUAUGAACAUGGAGAAUGUUCUCGUUCUCGACUUCUUGUUGCAAAAUGUUGAUAGGCAAUAUUAUGACGUAGAAAGUGAUAAUUGAGUACUACAUGUACUUAGACUUAUCUUCUCAAUAGGCCUAGUGAAAAACUACUUUUCAACGUAGUAACUAAUUUUACUGCUACAUGGUUUGUUAUUGCAAAAAAAAAAUUAAAAUAAAAAAAGUACAAAGAACACAUACCUAUUUAUGCACAUGUGAGAGAAUAUUAUUAAAAAUGCAGUUCCUGUUCUUUUCACUAUUCAGUUCUUCUAGAAAUACUAUUGUACCUAUCAACUUUGUAUCUCUAUCUUUGCUCACUAUCUAUGUAGAUCUACUGUGACUAUUCUACUUUCGUUUUAGGAGCCUUUUUGCCCUUAUCUUAUUAUACGAACAAUGUGCACAUUUGAAUUCUGAUCUUUGUACAUGUUUAAUCAGUGUUGAUAAUUAUAGAAAUUUUUAACAUGUGUGAUCUUAACGUAGGUACUUUUAAUGGCUGAAUUUGUCUGCUGCUUUGUAAUCAAAUUUAGCACGCUUCAUUCAUUUCUAAAAUCGAGAUUAUUCGGACAUUAUUCCCAUGGAGAGAACGGAUAAGUGAAUUUUUGGUCGAUUUUUCUGUGCUUUUUACGAAGUAUUCGUCAUGUCUCAGAUGUCUGGAUUUCUCAAGAUAUUGCGGCGUCCUAAAACAGUCACAAACCGAUCGUCAGAUUUCGGAGACAGCGAAGAUAAUGGAUUGAAAAAGACGCUAAAUAUUUACGAUUUGGUUUUUUUGGGUGUUGGCAGCACGUUAGGAGUUGGAAUUUAUAUUUUAUCUGGCCAAGUCUCCAAGGAUAUUACUGGUCCUGGAAUAAUAAUUUCAUUUUUUAUCGCAGCAGUGAUUUCAACAUUGGCAGGAUUAUGUUUCGCCGAAUUUGGGGCCAAUACGCCAACUUCUGGCUCAGUUUAUUCGUAUUGUUAUAUAACCUUGGGAGAAUUCGUUGCUUUUAUGAUGGGGUGGAAUCUCAUCACGCAGUAUAUCAUUGGUACAGCUAGUGUUGUGAAAGCAUUAAGUGUUUACCUCGAUGAUGUAUUUUUCAAUCACAUAAUCGCAACAGAAUUGAGAAAAAUUUAUGAAAUCGAUGUACCAUAUCUUUCACAGUAUUUCGACGUAUUCGCUUUUUUAAUUUGCAUGGUUUUUGCCGUUGCGCUAAGUUUUGGCCUAAAAGAAUCCAUAAUAUUGAAUAAUAUUUUAACCAGCGUCAAUAUUACCUUAGUUUUAUUUUUUGUAAUCAUCGGAUUAACUAAAGUGAAUUUCGAUUUUUGGAGUAUACCAAAAGCAGAAGUUCCUAUACAUUUUGGAAGCGGAGGGUUUUUACCGUAUGGUUUCUCGGGAAUUAUUAAAGGAGCCGGCUCUUGUUUCUAUGGCUUUAUUGGUUUUGAAUGCAUUGCAACUACAGGAGGAGAAGUUGUAAAUCCAGAGAAAGCCCUUCCAUAUGCUUUGAUUAUUUCGCUAUUCAUUAUAUUCAUAGCCUAUUUCAGUAUUGCUACCGUAUUGACGUUAUUAGUUCCGUAUUUUCAGCAGAAUACUGCUGCACCAUUGGCAUAUGCAUUUAGUUUUAUCGGUUAUGAAUGGGCGACUUGGAUAAUCAACAUUGGAUCUCUUUUUGGACUUAUUGCGGCAUUGUUUGGUGCAUUUUUUCCGAUAUCGAGAAUCAUUUACUCAAUGGCCGACGACGGAUUAUUAUUUAAAAUUUUUAACAAAAUCAGCAAAAGAUUUGGCACACCUGUGGCUGGAACGAUGUGUACUGGUGUUCUGACUGGUUUGACUGCGGCAUUACUAGACGUUGAACAUUUAAUAAAUUUGAAUGCAAUUGGAAUUCUAUUGGCUUAUACUUUUGUUUCUGCCUGCGUAAUAAUUUUACGUUAUUCGAUGGAUAUUUCUCAAACUGAUGAAGAAAGACAGCCUUUGACGAAGCUAUCUAAUGGAGAACUAGGCAUUCAUCGAAACAAUAAAUCAUAUGUUUCAGAAAAAUUAAUUUAUAAAUAUACGAAUAAUUUGGUGACGCUAUGUAUUCUUGCAUUUUGUAUUUUAUCAGUAUUAUUUAGUUGGGCCAUUACAAAUUUUUAUGAUAACAUUAUUUCGGUUAUAAUUCUAUUCCUGUUAAUGACCUUAUGUAUUGUGGUGAUUCAACUGCAAAAGACACAUAACACCAAGAAAUUAACUUUCAAAAUGCCGUUGGUUCCUUUUAUUCCUGCUUUAAGUGUAUUUUUAAAUAUUUUUUUAAUGGUUCAAUUUGAUUUCUACACGUGGAUGAGAUUGCUGUUUUGGUUGAUCAUAGGUGUCGUAAUAUACUUUUCUUAUGGAAUUUUCAAUAGUAAUGAAAGAAUACAUCAACGAACUAAUUCAGUUUUGAGAUCCUGAUUUCUGAACCUGUAAAUGUCAAUGGAGAAUAAAUAAGACGAUUCUUUAGAAUAUUAUGUCCAACGACAUUUUUAAAUUUUAAUGAAUGAUGAUUUUUUAGUAUUUAUAAACUUGCCUUGCAUUACAUUUUCUACUUGAAAUAAAAUUGUACCUAAAUUAA